Molecule: messenger RNA, 827 nt
Organism: Cygnus olor (mute swan)
Lineage: Eukaryota; Metazoa; Chordata; Aves; Anseriformes; Anatidae
Product: mucin-3B-like
Exons: 6
Coding region: 38-631 (197 amino acids)
Source: RefSeq, a predicted model, not a curated record
CUGCUUCAAGGUGCCACCCAGUCCCAUCAUCAAGAACAUGACGGAGUCCUCUUCAUUUGACGCACUGUGCCAGCAGCGGGUGCCCGUCGGCUACCAGGACUACUACUAUGCGCAGAACAUGAGCAACGCCAUCCGCUGCGUCACCAACUGCACGGCCAACACACCCGGCACCAUCGACUGCCACCAUGGCGAGUGCCGCGUCACCCGCGCCGGGCCACAGUGCUUCUGCCGGGAUGAAUCGCUCUACUGGUACACGGGCACCCGGUGCUCCAGGCGCGUCAGCAAGGUGGCCACCGGGUUGGGGGUGGUUGUCACGGUGCUGCUCGUCGCCUGCAUCACCCUUGCUGUGCUGCUGGUGAUACGGAAGAAGGGCAGGAAGAGGAACACUUCGGCCACCGUUGAGGAGAGCUGGUAUGAGAACGAUGGCAGCACCUGGACGGCAUCCGACGGCUUCGUCCUCAGCAACAGCAACACCACCGACCCAGAUGCAGAUCGCCAGACCCUCGCUGCGACCCCAGUUGUGACCCAGGACCUCCAGGACCUUCUCAACGAUGCUGAUUCCAAGGACUAUGUUGACUCCUGCUCACCUCAGUGCCCACUAGCACUUCCAGGACCCUCUCAACGACGCUGAUUCCAAGAUCAUCGUUGGCUCCUCCUUACCUCAUCGGCCACCAGCUCUUCCAGGACCUUCUCAACAACACUGAUUCCAAGGAAAACGUUGCCUCCUGCUGACCUUGGUGCCCACCAGAACUUCCAGUACCUUCUCAACGACGUUGCUUCCAAGGUCAUUGUUGGCUCCUGCUCACCACGGUGCCCACGGGAGUAAU